Python bivittatus (Burmese python) is the source of this 1269-nucleotide messenger RNA. RefSeq names its product Rho GDP dissociation inhibitor beta (gene ARHGDIB). NCBI's taxonomy places the organism in Eukaryota, Metazoa, Chordata, Lepidosauria, Squamata, Pythonidae. Gene Ontology annotation, molecular function: Rho GDP-dissociation inhibitor activity; protein binding. Gene Ontology annotation, cellular component: cytosol; cytoplasm; membrane. The record is from RefSeq and is a predicted model, not a curated record. Gene Ontology annotation, biological process: Rho protein signal transduction.
UCUGCGCGAUAGGAGAAAUAGUAACGCCGCAGUUUCCUCUUCGAGUCGGAUUUUUGUAAAUGAUUAUUAUUUUUUUAACCAACUUCCUUCCUGCUUUUAACUGCCAACGCCGAGUCAGAGAGGGAUCCCGGACGCAGCCGCUAGCAACCAGCAACCAUGACUGAGAAAGACCCUGAGGUACAUGUGGAAGAAGAUGAAGAUGAGCUAGAUAACAAACUCAACUACAAACCUCCACCUCAGAAGUCGCUUCAGGAACUGCAGGAGCUGGACAAAGACGAUGAAAGCCUUACAAAGUACAAGAAGUCUUUGCUGGGGGAGGCACCCGUGGUUGCAGACCCAACAAUUCCUAAUGUGACUGUCACUCGGCUUACCCUUGUAUGUGACAGUGCUCCAGGACCAAUUACCAUGGACCUCACUGAGGACCUUGAAGCUUUGAAGAAAGAGUUCUUUGUAUUAAAGGAAGGAGCUGAAUACAGAGUCAAGAUCCACUUCAAAGUAAACAAAGAAAUUGUAUCUGGUUUGAAAUAUGUGCAGCACACUUACCGGAAAGGAGUGAAAGUGGACAAGGCUGUAUUCAUGGUGGGCAGCUAUGGGCCGCGGCCAGAAGAGUAUGAAUUCAUGACCCCUCUUGAGGAAGCGCCAAAGGGCCUUGUGGCCCGAGGAAACUACUGCAAUAAGUCUUUCUUCACUGAUGAUGAUAAGCACAACCAUCUCACCUGGGAAUGGAACUUGGCUAUCAAAAAGGAAUGGACAGAAUGAGUUCUAUCUGGUUUUCUCUCUUUGUUUCCUACUGCUGCUUGUGCUAAUUCCAAGUGUGUCAGUUUCUGGCACUUGCAUGCCAUGCUUCUUCCACAUAACCCAACCCUUUUAUUGUCACAAUAAAUUUAGCCAAUACAGGCCAUUGGAUAGACUCUGUCUCUCCUCCUGCUACCUUGAAAAUAAUCACACAAAAAUCAACAGGGACAAAGCAUUUCUCUGGUUGUACAGGAUCAAUUCUUGAAGUGCCUUUGGUCAGAAGAUACACAGUCACCAACCUAAACCACUUGCUAUCAGGGCACGUCAGUUGACUGAAAGAGAAUUGGCUUUGGAAUUUCUCUUUUCUCCUUGCAUUACAUGAAAAGAUCUGUCUAUCAGCGGAUAUUGUCUUGUUUAAAUUUGUUUCCCAAAGCUGCAUUUCGAAGCCUUGUCUUAAGUAAUAUGAGAUACAGUUCCUGACCUGGCCUGUAAAGAUUUCAAUGUCUUUGAAAAUAAAGCCAAUUUUGCCCUUUG